This is a messenger RNA of Arabidopsis lyrata subsp. lyrata, 510 nucleotides long. RefSeq lists its product as uncharacterized. NCBI's taxonomy places the organism in Eukaryota, Viridiplantae, Streptophyta, Magnoliopsida, Brassicales, Brassicaceae. Bases 1 to 510 code for a protein of 169 amino acids. The record is from RefSeq and is a predicted model, not a curated record. Gene Ontology annotation, molecular function: zinc ion binding. The transcript is spliced from 2 exons.
AUGCGCUACCAUACAGCAUCAGCAGGUUUGAAUGUGAAAGGCGUUUCAGAUUGGAGUUACCAAGUGAGUACACCUGAGGGGAAGUCAUACUAUGUGGAUCUUCAGAAGAAGACAUGCUCCUGUCAGCAGUUUCAAAAGUUGCUGAUCCCUUGUCCUCAUGCACUGGCUGCGGCAAGGAUAAACGGUGUACACAUCCCAACACUGGUUGGAGAUGUUUACAAACUGACAGUCUUCCAUGCUGCAUAUGAGCAGUUCAUAUUCCCUGUACCAAAUCAGGGUGAUGCAGAAGUCCCUGAAGUUGUGGAACAGGAGCAAUUCAAUCCGCCAAGGAAUCCUCCUGGUCCAGGAAGGAGAAAGAAACGUAGGAUUCCCUCAGCUGGAGAACAUGUGGCUUCCUAUGGUUUGUCUAUAUCUCAGGGAGGAAAGCGGAGAAAGGGUGGUCCUCAUAAGUGUUCAAUAUGCUAUGAAACAGGACAUAACAGGGCCACUUGCUCUAAUCCUGCUGUAUAA